This is a messenger RNA of Bacillus rossius redtenbacheri, 1251 nucleotides long. Its product is annotated as dopamine receptor 2-like. The annotation marks the transcript as partial. Gene Ontology annotation, biological process: adenylate cyclase-activating adrenergic receptor signaling pathway. The record is from RefSeq and is a predicted model, not a curated record. Gene Ontology annotation, molecular function: G protein-coupled receptor activity. Gene Ontology annotation, cellular component: plasma membrane. The transcript has a single exon. Lineage: Eukaryota; Metazoa; Arthropoda; Insecta; Phasmatodea; Bacillidae.
AUGAACGACUCGGCCGCGCCAUGGUGGCCGGACGGCGGCCCGUGGUCCAACGACUCGUGGUGGAACGGGACCCCGCCGUCGGGGAACGCCUCGUCGGGCCCGCGCGAGGGAUGGGACAGGUGGUCGCUGCUGCUCGCCCAGGACCGGGCGCUGCUGCUGCUGCUGCUGCUGCUGUUCUCGGUGACGACCGUGUUCGGCAACACGCUCGUCAUCCUGGCCGUGGUGCGCGAGCGCUACCUGCACACGGCCACCAACUACUUCGUGACGUCGCUCGCCGUCGCCGACUGCCUCGUCGGCCUCGUCGUCAUGCCCUUCUCCGCCGUGUACGAGGUGCUCGAGCACACGUGGUUCUUCGGCGGCGACUGGUGCGACGUGUGGCGCAGCCUCGACGUGCUCUUCAGCACCGCGUCCAUCCUGAACCUGUGCGUGGUGUCGCUGGACCGCUACUGGGCCAUCACCGACCCCAUCACCUACCCCAUGCGCAUGACGUUCCGCCGCGCCGGCCUGCUGAUCGCCGCCGUGUGGGUGUGCUCGGGAGCCAUCUCGUUCCCGGCCAUCGCGUGGUGGCGCGCCGUGCGCACCGAGGAGGUGCCCGCCUUCAAGUGCCCCUUCACAGACCACCUCGGCUACCUCGUCUUCUCGUCCACCAUCUCCUUCUACCUGCCGCUGUUCGUCAUGGUGUUCACCUACUACCGCAUCUACCGCGCCGCCGUGGUGCAGACGCGCUCCUUGAAGCUGGGCUCGAAGCAGGUGAUGAUGGGCGCCGGCGAGCUCGAGCUGACCUUGAGGAUCCACCGCGGCGGGGCGGGCGGCAGCGGCGGCUCGGGAGACGGCCGGCCCCUGUACCACGCCGACGACCUCCCUCCGGACCCGGAGGAGUCUCCCAGCCAGCACAACGGCCUGGCGCGCAACCCCUCCGCGCGCCUCGUCGCACACCCCCACCCCCACCACCACCACCACACCAAGACGCUCGGCAAGAACUUCUCGCUCAGCCGCAAGCUGGCCAAGUUCGCAAAAGAGAAGAAGGCCGCCAAGACGCUGGGCAUCGUCAUGGGCGUGUUCAUCGUGUGCUGGCUGCCCUUCUUCGUGGUGAACCUGCUGUCCGGGUUCUGCGCCAGCUGCAUCUACCAGGAGCAGCUGGUGUCGGCCGUUGUCACGUGGCUGGGCUGGAUCAACUCCAGCAUGAACCCCGUCAUCUACGCGUGCUGGAGCCGCGACUUCCGCAGGUCAGUGCGCGCCGCGCCCUCGUCG